CCUGAGCCAAGACGGUUGGUCGUCUGCCGCGCCGCGCCGCUGUCUCGCUGUUUGUUUUGGUUAUGUCCGUGUGCGCGAGUGAACUGUUCCAACGGUGUCUGUUAUGUGGUAGGUAGUGUUGUGUGACUUAGGCCUUGGGUCGAUGUUCGCGACCAAACAACGCAACAGUAUCAAUCUCAAGAGGGGGAUGAUGCACAGGGACAAAAUGAAGCCGAAGUACGCCUUGGAGGAUUACAUAUACGACGUGGAGUCCAGGAGUUUGGAGCCUUCGGCGGACCCUGAGGAUGUGUAUGCUCAACUCCAACAGAAGGAGAAGGACCUCAUCCUCGCUGCAGAGCUAGGCAAGGCGCUCCUGGAGAAGAACGAGGAGUUGAGCCGCCAGAACGAGAGACUCGCUGAGGAAUACUCGCAGAAACUAGAGGUCAUAGAGCAGGACCGUCACCUACUACGGCGUAAGCUUGUGUCCAGCCAAGCCGAAUAUGACACCCGCAUCAUCGAGCUACAAGCGGACAUCCGCGAGCUGCAACGCUCACUGGAGAAGACGGAACAUGAUCUCAAGGCAACGGAGAAGGAAAAGACACUCUUUAUCUCUGAGCUGACCGAGCAAAACCAAAGACUGACCACACAAAUCAAAGAGUCAAGCAAGACAGAAGAACAGCUGACUCUACAACUACAGGGUCUGAGAGAUCAAUGGAAUAUGAGGAAGUCUAGUCUGCAGGAUCACCAGUCAAGCUUAGAAGUACUUAAGGAUGAGAUCUACCUAAUGUCAGAAAAGAAAGGAGAGUUGGAAAGGCGGCUUCAGAAUGUUGUUUCUCAGAGAGAUUCGUUGAGUUCCGCCCUGGACGAGGCAACAGAUAGGAUAAUGAUGUUGGAGAAAACUACCAGAGAACAAGAACUAGAGCUACUGGCCAAUCAGAGAGAGUUAGAGGAGUUGCGUAGUGAGAACAGUCCGGAGAGAGACAGGUUGACAUUGCUACAUAGUCACAACACGUCUCUAGGCAACCGAAGUCUACACAGUGAGAUGGAAUGUGACGACAGUAUAGUACCUCUGGGAGACGACCAUCAUCAGCUGAAGCUAGAAAUUGUGAGCGUCUACGAUCGAGUGAGAUCUGCCUGUCAAGACUUAAAACAUCGAAUACAUCGGACAGACAUCCCCAUGAAGCCUGACAUCACUGUACAUCAAGUCAAAGUUGGACUGUUGACAAGUGUGGUGCAAGAACUGUGUGACCUGGUAGGGGAACUGAACACUGGAGAUUACAACAAUAGCAGUGUUAGUGUUACGGACCUUGAGGUGGAACUCCAUCGGGCUCAGGAGGCUGUUGACAAAAUGACCAAAGAUAUUGAAGCAAAGAAAGAAGAAAUCAAGAAACAAGGAGAAGCCAUCAUGGACCUUACUGGAAAAUUGAGCGUUAAGGAGGUUGAGCUGUCAGGUGCGCAAGAGGCACUCGACCUAGCACGAGCGGAUCUGCACGACGCUGGCGCACUGGCCAAGGAUGAGAUGGUGCAGAAGGCAUUCGAGGUGCGCGACGGCGCAGUGCAGCGCAAGAACGCCACGCUGCUGCAACUGGCCCACACUCGUAUUGAGCUGAUGCAAGCCAACAGUCAGCUGAUGGAGGCUAUUCAGCAGAAGGUGGAGUUGAGUCAGCAACUGGAUCAGUGGCAGAUGGACAUGCAAUCCUUGUUGGACGAACAAAUGAGGAGAAAACUAGCCAAUCCUGAACCUGAACAGUCGUCCAGUGGUCAAAGCACUCCAGCAUCUGCCGAGCGUAAGCGAACGUCUCGUCGUCUGUUUGGAUUGUUCCAAAGGUGACCUGCUUAACCUGUGUUUGUAAUUAAAAAACUCAACUUUGUACAUUUGUAAAAAAAAAACAUGCUCUAAGCAUAACCGGUUACAAAAUCUCGUAGAGUAACGUAGGAUAAGAUUUUAAUAUUCAUUGCUACAAUGUCAAUGUUUUACUCAUUUUAUUUAUAAAUUUUAUUGCCAAGCAAUAGUAUUAGUCGUUUUUAAGAUUUUUUAUCGAGUCAGUAUUUUUAUACUUUUUUAAUAGUCCUGGAGUAUAUUUUAGCCUCACAUGCAAUAGAAGGAAGUCAGGUAAACAUAAACAUUUUUUAGUGAGAUUUAGUUAUUUCGAUUGUGUUUCGAUUUGUGUCAUUGUAACAGUAACAUAUUUAUGUAUUUAUUUAAGUGUAAUUUGAUUUGUUAUUUGUGUUUAAAAAAUGUAAACACUCAACAAAUAUUAACGUUACUAUCAUUCCAUAAAUUGUAUUGUUGUUUCUACUUGUGCCUUGGGUCUCUGUGAUGAUGUUUGUGAGUCAGACUUGAGGAGAAAACAUUGUAGUGUGUAAUUUAAAAUUGCCAACUUACACUUAUUGUUAUUACUGAACACAUCCUUUUAACGGUUGAAAAACUAUUCAAAGAAAUCUUAUAAAAGAUUUAUAUGCUUGGUAAGAAAUUAAAUAUCAAAAACUUCAAUCUACACACAAAAAGAGAGUUAAAUGAGGGUUAAAUAAUAAGUUAACAUGUAAAAUCUAGGACACUUUUUAACUACAGGGUUUUGUAUAUUCAAGUAAGUUUGCUAAUAUUAAAUACUAAUUUGAAAACAUCAGCUUUAAUUAUUUUAUUGUAAAAUUAUUAAAUACACUAUCAUUAACUUAAGAUUCCUGUGAUAUGUGACCAGUUUAGAUAACAAAUGUUCAGGGUAAGGAUUAAUAGAACAUCUUACUAUCUCUGCAAAUCGUUGAUUUAAAAUUUGUUUAGCCUAAUAUUUAAUUUUCCAUUCGUUUUUUUUUUCACCAGAAUAAUUGUAAGUAGAAUUGUAACUAACACCAUUUUGUGAUAGAAAUAUUUCUCUAAACUUUGUUAAGCAUUGAAAACUAUAACUUGUUGAUUGAUUGUAAUUUUAUUAGAAAAAUAUAUUUUCUAGAACUAUACAUAUUAGCGCACAUUAUCGCUGCAAUUUACAGUAAAUAUAAUGAAAGAGCUGUGCUUGUAUAUAAUUAUUGUAGUUACGUUGUAAAUAACAGCAUUAAAACUGAAUAUAUAUUGUUA
This is a messenger RNA of Macrosteles quadrilineatus (aster leafhopper), 3049 nucleotides long. Its product is annotated as bicaudal D-related protein homolog. The coding region runs from base 143 to 1810 and encodes 555 amino acids. The record is from RefSeq and is a predicted model, not a curated record. The transcript is spliced from 10 exons. NCBI's taxonomy places the organism in Eukaryota, Metazoa, Arthropoda, Insecta, Hemiptera, Cicadellidae.